Molecule: messenger RNA, 489 nt
Organism: Scylla paramamosain (green mud crab)
Lineage: Eukaryota; Metazoa; Arthropoda; Malacostraca; Decapoda; Portunidae
Exons: 2
Coding region: 1-489 (162 amino acids)
Cellular component (GO): extracellular matrix
Source: RefSeq, a predicted model, not a curated record
AUGGGCGACUCCCAGGCUUGGCUGUGGCUGCCGGAAGAGUCUCGGGUUCCACUCUGUGACUCAGAAUUGCUGAGAUUACGACCACUGCCACGACCAAAACCACUUGCCAAUCACACACCAUCCUUCCUUGCAGGAUCCUACGAUUCCUACGAGUCGUACGAGUCUGAAGAACCGAAUUACGACUUCAGGUACGUGGUCAAAGACUACUACGGCAACGACUUCGGUCAGAGGGAGCAGCGCGCUGGUGACUACAACCAGCUGCCCGACGGCCGCUACCAGACGGUGAAGUAUGUGGUGGACGGCUACUCUGGUUUCGUGGCCGACGUCAGCUACGAGGGCGAGGCUCACUACGACUCUGGCUCCUACGAGUCUUCUGAACACUACAGGCCGACCUACCACUCAGGCUCUCAGGAACGUUACAGGCCAAGGUACGACUCUGAGUCCCACGAGUAUUACAGGCCAAGCUACAGGUACGUCUACAGCGGCUGA